UCCGUCACAUCCCGAGAUAUUCUGUUCGCCUGUCCCUAUCCACCACAGGAGCCGCUUUGCCUUGAGCUUCCAUAGGGAAAGCUUAUUCGAGGUGCAGAGAGCAGGAUAAAAAAGAGCCCCUCACCCUCGUUUGCAAGGGGUUUUGCUCAGAUCCAAGUCAGGCGGUUGGUACAAACAGAGAAGCAACAGGGAAUCCUCAGGGCAGGAGUGAGGGGAUUACAGCAACACUGUGGGACAAUCAGGAUCGGGGGAGCAGAGGGAAAGGCACAGGGGCCAAUGGGGCAUCCUGGAUUAGGGGAUUUCCAAGUGGGGGUUUCAAUUAGGGGUUGGCCCAGGGGCUGAGUGGCAGGGAACAUUCAGGAAAAAGGGGCAGGGUUACCUGGACAGGCAGGGAAGGGACUGGGACCAAGGGAGGGGAAUAACUUGAGGGACACCUUCAAAGGGAGUGUACAACAUAGGGAAAAAAACAACUUGGGGAAGAUGUGGGGGGAUAACAGAAUGAACCAUUUAACAAUAACUUAAUGAAAUAAAUACAAACUGCAACAGGUUCCUGUGUGCUCCACUGCUGUUGGGGUUCCGGGGUGGCCCUUUGUGAUGUGGGACCUGGUGGUGGCCAGAGACCCUUGUGACAUCAGGGAGCUCCGCCAGGGCUGAGGGUCUCCAAGGGGCGCGGAGCCCUGGGGUGCUCAUUCCCAGGAGAGCCGCUCUCUGAGGAGGAAGCAGCUCCCUGGCUCUGUCUGCGCCUGACGCCGACAGUGAUAGCGGCCGACAGCGACAGACAGCGACAGCGACAAGGACAAAGCCAACUCCAACUCCCGGUCCCACAGCUCCUUGCCCAGCUGGCUGGAAGCCACCAGCGAGCCGUGGUCAGGGGCAGUGGGCAGCUCAGUCCUGUCGCUGUCACAGAGUGAGGAGGAGGAGAGGAUCUUGGCCAAAAUGGGCCAAAAGCUUUCCCGGAGGGAAGGUGUGAAAGAGACCCAGCAGAGAGAAGUUCCAGGAGCCCAAGAAAUGUCCUGGCAGGGAACGAGGAGCGGCCAAGAGCUGUACCAAGGCCAGAGUCCCACGGAGGCCGAGCCGGCAGCUGCUGCCCCAGCUGGAGCUGCUGAGGAGGAGGAGAAGCCCCCUGAGCCUCUUGUUCCUGAGGCAGAAAAGGCAGCGGAGCCUCCUGCCCCCAGGGAGGAGCUGCCAUCCGCAGGGACACAGAGCUCGGUCCCUGCCCCUCCCAGCCCCCCGGGCUGCAGCCAGGCUCUGCUGGACUUGGCCUGGAGCAUCAGCGGUGAGAUGGUGAGCCAGGCACUGCUGCACAUCCAGGGAUGCAGGCAGCAGCCGGAGGAACAGAGGCACCUGGGGGAAAGGGAGGAUCCAGCAGGGGCAGCAAGAGGCCCGGCAGAGAUGACAGAGGGUCCGGUGCCUGCCCCACACAGCACCCCCAGCCCCUCAUCUGCCCCGCUGGGAGCCCAGGACCUCUGGGAGGAGCCGGAGAGGGCAGUGUUGGCGCUGUCAGGGCCAGUGCUGUCACAGCACUGGAGCCUGGAGGCCUUGGCUCCGGACAGCGACUGGGAUUCUGAUAGUGAGGAAGAGAGCCCGGUUCCUGCCCCACACAGAACCCCCAGCCCCUUGUCUGCCCCGCUGGGAGCCCAGGCCCUCUGGGAGGAGCUGGAGAGGGCAGUGUUGGCGCUGGCAGGGCCAGUGCUGUCACAGCACUGGAGCCUGGAGGCCUUGGCUCCGGACAGCGACUGGUCAUCCAACAGUGAGGAAGAGGAAGAAGAAGUGGAGCCAGAGCUGUCCCAGGGGACAGUCUCGCUCAUCCAAGAGCUGUCCCAGGAGGAGGACGAUGUGAGCUCCAGCUCUGGGGAGAAGCCUGUGGGCCCAGUGAAGGAGGGGGACACCCAGCCUUCUCCCCCAGAGGGGCCCAGCUCUGCCAGCCCCGUGGGCACAGAGGUGGCAGCAGAGGCAGCCCCUGCCCUGCCCAGCGCCUCUCCUCUCCCCGGCAGUCCCACGGAGGCCGAGCCGGCAGCUGCUGCCCCGUCCGGAGCUGCUGAGGAGGCAGCAGCAGGGUCAGGGCUGGCAGUGCAGGAGAAGACGGACGACUCCAAUGAGGAAAUGAAAUUCUGGCAAUUCUUGUAUGACCUGGAGCCUUUCCUGGUUGGAGACCCAGAACUGUCCCAGGAAGUGUCCUACUAUGAACAAUACACAGAGGAAGAUCUGCCCCACGGUGUAGUCAGCAGCUCCCAAGGCCCCUCCAACUGGGAAGAAUACCCUGAGCAAGUGCUGUGCGGAGGAGAUGUCGUCAGCUGCGAAGAGCUUUCGGACUGGGAAGAACACCUUGGCCAAGAGGUGUCCAGAGGGAAUGGCAGCAGACCCUCAGGACUCUCCAGCUGGGGCGACGACAGCGACACGGGGCUCGUGCAGGAGAACUGGCCCCAGCACGUCAUCUUGGCCAAGCCCUUGUGCCCCGAGGACGAUGAGUGGGACGAUGUGAGCCUCCUGGAGCUGCCCCCAGAAGACGGCAAACACCAGAAAAGGGAAGUUUUAGUGGCAGAGGGGCUCCCAGUGCCCGUCCCUCGGGAGGCCUGGGCUGAGUGCCCGGCACAGGAGCCGUGCAGCCAAGGGCCGGCGCCUGCCCCGCACAGCCCCCCAGCCCCUGGCCUGCCCGGCUGGGAGCCCAGGCCCUCCGCGGGCAGCCGGCUGCCCCCAGGAAACGUCCCUCCCGCUUCAGGCGGGCGCUGCGGGCGCUGCGGGGGCUGUUCCGCUGUCCCUGCCUCAGACCACGCACCGAGGAGUAAAACGGGCACGGAAAAGGGUGAAGAGGAGGAAGAGAAGGAAGGUUAA
Taeniopygia guttata (zebra finch) is the source of this 2832-nucleotide messenger RNA. The record is from RefSeq and is a predicted model, not a curated record. Lineage: Eukaryota; Metazoa; Chordata; Aves; Passeriformes; Estrildidae.